ACCGCUUGAAAGUGGGGGAAAGUGCCGGCGCCUCCGCCACCGGGGAAAGCCGCUCCGCAGCGCCGAGGCCAUCAGCCACUCAAGACACCUGGAGGAGCCCGGAAGAAGCACUGGGGUGCGCGGCCCGGAGCAUGAGGCUGUGACCGCCACGACUUGCCACCCUACCCCGGGCAGCCCAGCGCCAGGCCAGCGAUCACGCAAGGACUUGCGCGGCUGAGUCUUGGUCCGAACCGGACUCGCCCAGCGGCGGCCGAGAUAAGAGGCGGAGCGCAGCGGCGGGGCCCGGGGGCCCGAGGGCCGGGGGCCCAAAGGGAGGACAAGGCGGCCGGAGCCGCCGGGGCGCGGGGCUAUGAUGGUGCACUGUGCCGGGUGUGAGCGGCCCAUCCUCGACCGCUUUCUGCUGAACGUGCUGGACCGCGCGUGGCACAUCAAAUGCGUUCAGUGCUGUGAGUGCAAGACCAACCUCUCGGAGAAGUGUUUCUCGCGCGAGGGCAAGCUCUACUGCAAAAAUGACUUCUUCAGGCGCUUUGGCACUAAGUGUGCAGGCUGUGCACAAGGCAUCUCGCCCAGUGACCUGGUGCGAAAGGCCCGCAGCAAAGUCUUCCACCUCAACUGCUUCACCUGCAUGGUGUGCAACAAGCAGCUGUCCACGGGUGAGGAGCUGUAUGUCAUCGACGAGAAUAAGUUUGUGUGCAAGGACGACUACCUGAACUCAUCCAGCCUCAAGGAAGGCAGCCUCAACUCAGUGUCAUCCUGUACGGACCGCAGUUUGUCCCCGGACCUCCAGGACCCGCUCCAGGACGACCCCAAGGAGACGGACAACUCGACGUCGUCAGACAAGGAGACAGCCAACAACGAGAACGAGGAGCAGAACUCGGGCACCAAGCGGCGCGGCCCGCGCACCACCAUUAAAGCCAAGCAGCUGGAGACGCUCAAGGCCGCCUUCGCCGCCACGCCCAAGCCCACGCGCCACAUCCGCGAGCAGCUGGCUCAGGAGACUGGCCUCAACAUGCGCGUCAUCCAGGUGUGGUUCCAGAACCGACGGUCCAAAGAACGCAGGAUGAAACAGCUGAGCGCACUGGGCGCCCGGAGACACGCCUUCUUCCGGAGUCCGCGGCGCAUGCGUCCGCUGGGUGGCCGCUUGGACGAGUCUGAGAUGUUGGGGUCCACUCCGUACACUUACUACGGAGACUACCAAGGCGACUACUACGCGCCCGGAGGCAACUACGACUUCUUCGCGCACGGCCCGCCGUCGCAGGCGCAGUCCCCGGCCGACUCAAGCUUCCUGGCUGCCUCGGGGCCCGGCUCGACGCCGCUGGGCGCGCUGGAGCCGCCGCUCGCCGGCCCGCACGCAGCCGACAACCCCAGGUUCACCGACAUGAUUUCGCACCCGGACACGCCGAGCCCGGAGCCGGGGCUGCCCGGCGCGCUGCACCCCAUGCCCGGCGAGGUGUUCAGCGGCGGGCCCAGCCCGCCCUUCCCCAUGAGCGGCACCAGCGGCUACAGCGGACCCCUGUCGCACCCCAACCCCGAGCUCAACGAGGCCGCCGUGUGGUAAGGCCGCCGGGCCCGGCCGCCCCCGGACGCAGCCUCCCGAAACCAAAACGCCCGACGCGGACGGGGCCGCGGCCCGGGUCUCCCUCAGGCGUUCUCUCUCGGGGCCGCACCCAGCCGGCAGCUGCUCCUCGGCCGGAUGCGCAGGGGGACCGGCCCCCGUCUGCACCCCGCGGGCUCUCCGGCACCCCAGCCCGCUGCCAGCGCUCUCCCGGCAGUCGUGAGCAAUUUCUUGGGACCAAAGUCAAUACUCCGUAGGGGCAAGAGAUUUCAGGCACGCUCCAGACUUCCCCCGACCCCCGCGCCCACCCGCUCUUCGGACCAAGAGAGGGUUGAGUUCAAGGGGCGGAGACGAUUUUUUCCCCCUCUCUGCAAUCCGAGUGGCAUUUUGUAAUCUUAUUUCCCACUCUGCUUUCCCCUUCUUUGAAACAAGAUGAUAAGGAAAAGAGAGAAAUUGAAGGAAAGGAGAGGAAAGGGGGCAAAAUGAAGAGAGAAGAUGGAGAGAGGGCGCGACAGAGAGAAACACGCUUGCACAGGGGGUGUCCCUGGGAGGAAGGCAUAUCCACCUGCGCGCUGGCGCCCCCUGGUGGCCAAUCUUGAGGAUCAAGGCCAACUUUUGUAGGAAGGGGGAACGGUCCGGACUUCGCCAGCCCAGGGCCAAGACCCAGACCCUCUUCCUCAUUUUGACAUAUAUUUUGAGCCUGGGGGUCCAGGCCAGACUGGAACACUCGCCCACCCUGCCCUCUUCCUGGGCAAGGCGCCAAGAUUUCUGGGCUCUGGCCCACAGACCACCCUCCCUGCCCCGGGGCCUGGAGGCUGGGUAGUCAGGAUGUACAGUAUUAUACUUUUUUGGAAGUUGAACGCUUCUAGUUUCCUUAUUUUGUAUAAAGAAGAAACAAAUAAAGUAUGUUUUUGUGUUUACUGUUUAUUUAUUGUACUCUAG
Manis javanica (Malayan pangolin) is the source of this 2497-nucleotide messenger RNA. RefSeq names its product LIM homeobox 5 (gene LHX5). Gene Ontology annotation, cellular component: nucleus. NCBI's taxonomy places the organism in Eukaryota, Metazoa, Chordata, Mammalia, Pholidota, Manidae. Gene Ontology annotation, biological process: regulation of transcription by RNA polymerase II; neuron differentiation. The record is from RefSeq and is a predicted model, not a curated record. Gene Ontology annotation, molecular function: RNA polymerase II transcription regulatory region sequence-specific DNA binding; zinc ion binding; DNA-binding transcription factor activity, RNA polymerase II-specific.